Cyprinodon tularosa is the source of this 7299-nucleotide messenger RNA. Its product is annotated as regulating synaptic membrane exocytosis protein 1-like. Gene Ontology annotation, molecular function: transmembrane transporter binding; small GTPase binding. The transcript is spliced from 34 exons. The record is from RefSeq and is a predicted model, not a curated record. Gene Ontology annotation, biological process: regulation of membrane potential; regulation of synaptic plasticity; calcium ion-regulated exocytosis of neurotransmitter. The coding region runs from base 663 to 5138 and encodes 1491 amino acids. Gene Ontology annotation, cellular component: cytoskeleton of presynaptic active zone; presynaptic membrane. NCBI's taxonomy places the organism in Eukaryota, Metazoa, Chordata, Actinopteri, Cyprinodontiformes, Cyprinodontidae.
GACGGUGAGUGGAGAGCACCCCAUUCUCAAAUGAGGGCUGCGCGCUCCCGCGGUGUGGGAAGUGAGCGCGCUUGAGGGGCUGCGGUCCCAUUGACGGUUCCGUCUCCCUGACAGCAGCAUCAGCAUCAGCAGCAGCGGCGGCGGCGGAGCUGGAAAACAAGAAGUUACCGCCUCGCCCCACAGCCAGAGGAACCGGCCGAUCGGAGAGGCGCCUCCAGGGACCUCUGCUCCCCUCUGCCCGGCCACAAGGACGGAAACCGGCUCCUCUUUCCAGUGUGCCAGCGUCCCGACUGACCGCCGGAGAUAUGGGCUCCCCGUAAAACGGAGGUGGUGGAGGGGAGAGGCGGGCGGGUGGGCGGUGGGAGGGGGUGGGGGGUGAAGGCAGCGGAGCAGCAAGAGGGAGGCGAGGCUGAAAACGGCAACAGGAACCGAAGCGCUAAGGCCACAGUCACCGCAGCUGAGACCAACCUGGGUGCCCCCCACCACCGCCAUGGGAACUCCGCAUCAGCCGCUCCGACCGCCGCUCCAUCCGUGGGCCAUGUCGUGAUCCGUGGGCUCCUCCAGCGGGUUUUUUAUCCGUGAUCCCGACCGAGGCGAAAGGAGGGAGGAGAGGGAAGGGAAGCCGGGAGUGAAGAAAGGUUGUGGUUGUGGUGGCAGGGAAGAUGUUCGCCUCGGUGGGCCCUAGGGGCGGCCCGCGCGCACCGGCCGCUCCAGCUAUCCCGGAGCCGGACCUCAGCCAUCUGACCGAGGAGGAGAGGGGCAUCAUCAUGGCUGUGCUGGCUCGGCAGCGGGAGGAGGAAGCCAAGGAUGAGGCCAUAUUAAAAGAGGAGAAGCCGAUUCAAGCGAGGACAGUGAACCUGGUCGGACAGAAGAAGCCUCAACAGCAAAAUGACGUCAGAGGUAUCCAGCAGCACUUGUCCAGCUACCGGGAGACAGUGAUCCGGCAGGCCUCGGUGGCAGCAGGCUCAGCUGUUCAUCGGGACGAUGCACCAACCUGUGGCAUCUGCCACAAGACCAAGUUUGCAGAUGGAUGUGGGAACCUGUGUUCUUACUGCCAGACCAAGUUCUGCGCUCGCUGUGGGGGAAGAGUGUCCCUGCGCUCCAACACGGAGGACAAAGUGUUGGCUCUCUGUUCUUCAUUUGGUGGCCAAAGGCAGCCCACAGUGGGAGAAUCAAGCUGCUCCCUGGUGAUAUGGGUGUGCAAUAACUGCAGAAAGCAGCAGGAGAUCCUCACCAAGCCAGGAGAGUGGUUCACUGGUCCUCCCGGGAAGGCCUCUACUCUCGGUUCUGCUGUCAGUGAGCCGUCUGUGUGCCAAGUGUCCGGAGAUAAGCUGAGAUCUCACUCCCAAGCACCCGCAGGCUCCACUGGGACUAUCCAAGACCAAGCAGGUGUACUGGGGACCACCCCUGGUACAGAUGCUCGGUCGCUAAGUGAGCCACCACGGGACAGGAGAAAUGGUCGUGGAGGCGGUGGAACAGGUCGGGGGGAGCGGCGGACAGGCCAGCCUAGGCUGCAAACCCAGGUCUCCAUGGAUCGAGACCUACGAGGAGAGUCGAGGGAGCGAAGGGAAGGCCGGCUGUUGAAGGGACGGUCUCUGGAGCAUGAUCCUUUGGGGGGUGGUGUUGGUGUAAGAAGGACAGAGGAUGGGGGUUAUCAGCAGGUGGGCAACAAUGCAGGUCCCCUUCGACAGGCAGAGCCAUUUUCAUCAGGAGGCAGGGGGCUGCCUGGGCAGGGUCGUGGCACAGGCAGUGGGACACGAGAGGUUGGGGACGCUACUCGACUUGGACAGAGGACGGUGGGCGGGGCACAGGCUGUUUCACAGAAAGCACCUCCUGAACUCAGAGUACCUUCAACUUUGGGACCUGAAACGGGUCUUGGCCAGGGUGCUGGGGUGAAACGGACCAAACGGGACAAGGCUGAAAGCAUGCUGCGAAACGAUUCGCUAAGCUCUGACCAGUCUGAAUCAUUGCGGCCUCCUCCACCACGGCCCCACAAAUCAAAACGGGGGCUGGGGGCUGGAGGGAAGAGACAAACCAGUGUCAGCAGUUCAGAGGAAGACGGUGGAACUACGCCUGAGUACAGUAGCUGUGAAGAUGCUGAAAUUGAGAGCAUAAGUGAAAGGGGAGACUGGGAGUGCAAUCCACACGACCCCACAGGAUGGCAUCAUCCUGUAACCUGGCAGCCAUCCAAGGAGGGAGACCAUCUGAUUGGACGAAUCACCCUCAGCAAGAGAUCUGCUACCAUGCCUAAAGAGGCUGGGGCUUUGCUCGGGUUAAAGGUGGUCGGAGGGAGAGUAACCGAGUCAGGGAGAUUAGGUGCCUUCAUCACCAAAGUCAAGAAGGGUAGCCUGGCUGACGUGGUGGGACAUCUCCGAGCAGGGGAUGAGGUUUUGCAGUGGAACGGGAAGCUGUUGCCAGGGGCAACCAUGAAGGAAGUAUAUAACAUCAUCCUGGAGUCUCAAGCCGAACCUCAGGUGCAGCUGAUUGUGUCCAGGCCUAUUGGGGUUUAUAGAAAAUAUCAUGAUAUCCCAAGAAUCCCCGACACGUCCCACCCUCCAUUAGAAUCUACAGGUUCCAGUUCUUUUGAGUCCCAGAAGAUCGAGAGACCAUCUUUAAAUGUCCUGUCUCCCUCCAGUCCUGGGAUGCUCCGAGAUGCUCCUCAGCUGAUGCCAGGGCAGCUAUCGGUGAAGCUGUGGUACGACAAAGUGGGUCACCAACUAAUAGUCAACGUGCUGCAGGCUACAGAGCUUCCUCUUCGGCCUGAUGGACGCCCCAGGAGUCCAUAUGUAAAGAUGUACUUCCUCCCUGACCGCAGUGACAAAAGCAAACGAAGGACAAAAACCAUGAAGAAGACAUGCGAGCCUAAGUGGAACCAGACCUUCGUCUACACUCACGUCCAUCGCAGGGAUUUCCGCAACCACAUGCUGGAGCUGACUGUGUGGGACCAACCCAGGUCACCUGAGGAGGACAGCACCUUUAUGGGAGAGAUCCUGAUUGAGCUGGAGACGGCCUUACUUGACGACAAGCCUCACUGGUAUCCCCUUCAAACCCAUGAUGUCUCAUCGAUCCCACUGCCCCGACCCUCCCCCUUCCUGCCCAGACGAAACACAGACGCUCCUGGCAAGAAGCUGCAGCGUUCUCAGCGUAUAACAGAUCCUGAAUUUGAUGAGCAUACAGCACUAGUCUCUAAAGCAGAUGGGCGUGGCAGAGAGAGGCAACGGGAACCGACGUCUACCUUGGAGGUGCCUGAUCAACAGCGGACGCCUUCCCAUCACAUCCGCUCCCGCUCCGUGUCCCCUCACCGUGAGGAGCAGGGGCGCACCAUCCGGUCCCGAGCACCCAAUGUCCCCACCCAGAGGAGUUUGGAUGACGAGCUUCCUCACUCUCGGCGUUCCCGGUCUCCAAACCGCUAUUGCGAGAACUCCAGAGGGCGGCGUCAGGGGGAGGAUUACUUGGACGACAGUGAGGUCAUCUUGAUCCACCAGUCAAUGCGCGGCAAAAGUGCCGAGUGCCUGCACACGAGUGAUCUUCAGCCAACCCUGGACAGGGUUAAGAGUGCUAGCGCCAACUGUCUCACUCCAGACAAUCAUGUCCCCCCACCAGAGACUGAAAGAAAAUCUUUCUCCCAAUCCCUGCCUCGGAGACGUCCGGCAAGUCCCAGGAUUCUUAUCCAACAUGCUUCCCCUGAAGAUGACAGGCAGCCUCGGACCCUGGAAAUCCCAGAAUGUCAGACUUUUGGCAGGAAGCGGUCUGACAGAGGCAGGGGUCAUCUGCACAGUGGUGCAUCUCUGUCAUCAGCGGCGGCAGCAUCGGCAGCACGCAGAGCAAGGCAGCUUCCACAGCUUCCACCCCAGAGCAGCUCCGUAGAACAAGCCCUGGUAGCAGAGGAGCGUGUUCGUCAGCUCCAGAUGAGGGUUCAUUCUAACCGGAUUUCAGCUGCCACCACCUCCAGCCAACAGGACCUAGACAGAGCCCUCAGAAACAAAAGAGAGCUCUAUAAGGACCAGCGGAGGAGCAGUGAAAAUGUAUCCCAUAAGUCCUCAGACAGUGAUGUCAGUGAUGUGUCAGCCAUCUCUCGAACCAGCAGUGCCUCUCGCAUUAGUAGCACCAGCUACAUGUCCAUCCAGUCAGAGAGACCCCGGGGUCGCUUCAGCCGAGCUGUACGUGCAUCGGGUCGCCACAUUCUGAAGAGCACCAGUGUCAGCGGUGAGAUCUACGGCAUGGAGCACGCCGAUGGCAGCCAGUCGGACACGGCCCUCGGGAGUCUGGGGAGCGGAAUCAAGAAGCGGCGCUCAAGUCUGAGCCAACGGGUUGUUGCCAUCCUGCCGUCGAGACGGAGCCGGAGUACUUCACAGAUUAGCCAGACAGAGGCAGCGGGUAAGGCGGCGGACAGACAGAAAGAGGCGCCGGCGGGUAAGAAGGUUAGUAAGGCGGGCAGCAGCACAAUCCAAAGGAGUGUGGAGACCGGGAUGGCAGUGGAGUAUCCACGAGGAGGAUCAGCCAUGAACCGCCAAGCCAGCAGGGAGUCCACUGAUGGCAGCAUGAACAGCUACAGCUCUGAGGGGAAUUUGAUCUUCUCAGGGAUGCGCUUGGGUGCUGACAGCCAGUUCAGCGACUUCCUGGACGGAUUAGGCCCAGGUCAGCUGGUUGGCCGGCAAACACUAGCAACACCUGCAAUGGGUGAUGUUCAGAUCGGGUUGAUGGAUAAGAAAGGCCAGCUAGAGGUAGAGGUGAUCCGAGCGCGAGGCCUUACCUCUAAACCAGGCUCCAAAUCCCUCCCAGCUCCUUAUGUCAAGGUCUAUCUGCUGGAGAACGGCACAUGUAAAGCCAAAAAGAAAACCAAGAUUGCACGAAAGACCCUGGAGCCGCUCUACCAGCAGCACUUGCUCUUUGAAGAAAGUCCUCAGGGCAAGGUGCUUCAGGUUAUAGUGUGGGGCGACUACGGACGACUGGACCACAAAUGUUUCAUGGGUGUAGCACAGAUCCUGCUGGAGGAGCUGGACCUCUCAAGCACGGUGAUUGGCUGGUACAAACUGUUUCCACCGUCCUCAUUGGUGGACCCCACGCUAGCUCCGCUCACGCGCCUGGCGUCUCAGACGUCGCUGGACUCAGGACCACCACCCGGCGUUCGUUCCUAGUGACCAAGUGGCAAACGCUCACCCCAAAACAGCCCUGACCUGAUCAGAUAAUGGACCGCAGCUGCUGGACCACACCUGAGCAGAGGGUACAGACACAGCCCGAGGACGCCAGCGAGGAGACGCACUCUGGGAAUCAAUGAGAAACCAGAUGGAGAGCCAGGAAAUGAGAGAAAGAGGGGAAAAAAUGAGAGAGGCAGAACUAGCCAAUCAAAGCUUAGCUGGAGUCUGACAAUCACGUUUCAAACCUUCCCUCUGCUUCCUUCUCCUUACAUAUUUUUGUUGUGCCUUCUUUGUUUUCUUCUCUGAGCUGCAGCUGUGGAGCUUUUUGUCCAACCUCCUUCACUUCUCAGCAUUUUUUCUUUGUUAUUUUCGGUGAAGUCUCUGCAAGAGCGAACGAUCAAACUGUUUCCCUGCAGCCAAUCAGAGCAGGGCUUCUUCCAGUCUUAGACAAGUAAGACGCAAACGGUUAGAGCUUCUUGCAACUGUCAGCAGAGGGUGGCUGUUGUCUCUGAUGAUGUUAACUCAGGAAUUCUAUCAGUCCUGAGAAUUAGGGGCAGCAGUUUGACACAGAAUGAUAAUCUUUAGAGAAAGGCAGCACAUUCAUAUCCAUGAUGUUAAAAAUGAAAGGAAGCACAAGAAGAAAGGCUUGAAUCAUUUGUUCUGACAGAAUAGCAGGAAGGUUUCUGUCUGAGAGAAGACGAUGGCCAAAUAAAUCAUCAGCUUUCAUUUCCAACCAUCCUUCAUGUUUAGGUUUAACCUGUCGUUCAGAUUGGAACCUCAAGGUGCAGACUCCCGCUGUAUAUUUGUACGUUUGAUUUUCGAGCCGUGCCGAUCGCAAAUGUCACAUUAGCUCGAACAUGCCUUCACCCAUCAAACCCAACCCUCCUCCCUCUUCAACCCUAAGCCCCCCGCUGGAGGGAGCAGCAUGACUCGGGGAUGCCUCUGCCCCGCCCCGCCCCCGCCCGGCUCGGCCCCAGGCUGCAUGCACGUUUCUUUGCUUUCAGUUCGUUGCGUUUUUUGUUUUGUUUUGUUUUGUUUUCCCGUUUUUUCGUUCUUUACCUUUUUUUGUAAAGUUGAAAGACGAGACUAAAACUACAAUGAAGCAAUUCUCAAAAAAACAAAUGCAGAAAAAAAGACUAGACUAUGUGUGUUAGUUCCACAUACUUUUAGGCCAGCUUGUAUGUUGCAUGUUCUUGUACAGUUUGCUCGUACUGAAUAUGAAUACAGAGAAAAGCCAAGCCAUCCCCGCCUCUGACAUGAGCGGACCAAUAAGCGGCGAGGGGGGGAGGGGAGGGUUCAGCUGCACUCAGGCCACGCUUAACAUUGCUGGGUCGAAAUGUCUACACAAAACAGGAAAAUCGUCUCUGUUGAGCUUUUUAUUCCUCAAACCCAAUGAAUAACAGUGCUGUUCUGUAGUACUGAGCAAUCUUGAGCCCCUGUAGGCGUCUAAACUGUAGUUUGAGGCAGUCGGGGCUAGAGGCAGAGAUAUAGAAUGUGUGUAUAACGGCUAAAUGUAUAUGAAACCUCAUUAUGAGACAGAAAUUUUAAAGAUAUAGCUAUAUAAAUACAAAAAAAAGUGUAUUUUAUUGUACACGUCCUCAGCCCACACACACAAACACAGGUUGUACAUACUGAUCAGAACAAGCAGCUUCAAAUGAGCAUCAGAACAAGUCAAACACUGCUGACACACAUCAAACAUUCCCUGGUCUUGGGGGGAGGAAUUUGCUUCUGGUGCUUGAGCCGCUGAGCGGCGUUGAGCCACAGAGGACUGGUUAUAGGCCUUGUUUGGACCCAGUUGGAGAAAAAAAAAAAGAAUAAGAAAAAAAGCUGAUCAAAUUAAAUCCUCCCCUUCCCUAUUUUAUGACCAAGUUUGGACUGGACUUCUGAAACCGAUGAUAAAUCUAGUUUUGCAGACAUAUUUUGCAGAUUUUUUUGUUCAUCCUUGGCGGUGUGGCCGACUGCCCUUUCCUUUGUCAGUAUUACUUCUGGAAUACUGAUUGUUUACAGCCCAUGGUUCCCAAACCACGAUUCUUGACGAAAGACAAAGUAUUCACUGCAACAGUUCUUGUUUGUAUAACAGAUGUGGCUCUACUGAUGUGUAUGUUUUAUAUUCAAGAGUUCAUUUUUAUUAUUUACAAAUAAAAGACUAUGUGGAAGAAGA